AGGUUUCCAAACGCUCCGCGGCGCCAUGGGCUGAAAACUAAACCGAGAUGGAAUCUCCCAGUCUGAACCGGUUUGAGCCGGUUCCGAGCCUGUGGCAUUAGGAGGGGGAGACGCGCCGCGCUCAGUCCCUGCUACCACCACCGCUGCCUCCGCCGCUGUGCGUGUGACCUGCUCGUAGGGGGGGAGCCGCCGGCGCAGCUGAGGGGGGGGGACAAAGUUUAGUGCGAGCCCGGGGGGGGGUGGGCAUGGGGCUGAACUGAGCUCCCGCCGGGCCUCGGGGAAAGGCGGCAGCCGCAGCGGCACCGACAGACCCGGCCCGGGCCUGGGCAGCCAGCGACGCGGGAGACAGCGCCAGGGCCCCGCCGGGCCAGCCAGGGCCGCCGGGAAGGUAGAAGUUCCCUCCGCCCUACCAGCGGCCUCGGGAGGCCGACCCCCCCCCCCCCUUCCUUUCCCUUCCCUCCUCCCUCUCCCCGAGCGAGAGAAGGGGAGCGCGGCCCGUCUCUCGGGAGCGCGGGCGGCCGAGCGCCUGGGCUGAGGGGAAGGCGCCGAGGGGAGCGCCCGCCCGGGGGCCGCGGGCUUGUGCUGGGCGCUUAGUGCAGUCAGGCCAGGGCACGCUUCUUGCAGGGGUAGUGUGGGGAGGAGUGGCGCUCCUUGUCCAUACCCGGCAGGGAGGAGGAGGAGGAGGGUGCGCUGGUCUUCCCCCCCACACCCCUUGGGUUCUUUUUUGGAAGGGGGGGAGGGAGAGAGAGGGUUAUUUUUAGUGGCCUUUUUUUAUUUUGGAAUUAUUUUUUUGGCGUGUGGUUAGAAACUUCGCUCACCCACCCCUACUUUUUGAAGGAAGAGGCUGUAAGAAACACCUAGUAAUCUAUGCCAGCAAUUAUGACAAUGUUAGCAGACCAUGCAGCUCGCCAGCUGCUGGAUUUUAACCAGAAACUGGAUAUCAAUCUCUUGGACAAUGUGGUGAACUGCUUGUACCAUGGAGAAGGUGCGCAGCAAAGAAUGGCACAGGAAGUCUUGACUCAUUUAAAAGAACAUCCUGAUGCGUGGACAAGAGUUGAUACUAUUUUGGAGUUCUCUCAGAACAUGAAUACCAAAUAUUAUGGACUGCAAAUCUUGGAAAAUGUGAUAAAAACAAGAUGGAAGAUCCUUCCAAGGAACCAGUGUGAAGGUAUUAAAAAAUACGUUGUUGGCCUAAUUAUCAAGACCUCAUCUGAUCCAACAUGUGUAGAAAAAGAGAAAGUGUAUAUUGGGAAAUUGAAUAUGAUUCUUGUUCAGAUACUGAAACAGGAAUGGCCAAAGCACUGGCCAACUUUUAUAAGCGAUAUUGUGGGAGCAAGCAGGACUAGUGAAAGCCUUUGUCAGAACAAUAUGGUGAUCCUUAAGCUAUUGAGUGAAGAAGUGUUUGAUUUUUCCAGUGGCCAGAUUACUCAAGUGAAAGCUAAGCAUUUGAAAGACAGCAUGUGCAAUGAAUUCUCUCAGAUAUUUCAGCUGUGUCAGUUUGUAAUGGAAAACUCCCAAAAUGCUCCUUUAGUUCAAGCAACUUUGGAAACUUUGCUACGAUUUCUGAACUGGAUUCCUCUGGGAUAUAUAUUUGAGACCAAGUUAAUCAGCACACUAAUAUACAAGUUCUUAAAUGUUCCCAUGUUUCGAAAUGUCUCUUUGAAGUGCCUCACAGAGAUUGCAGGUGUCAGUGUAAGCCAGUACGAAGAACAGUUUGUAACACUUUUCACACUGACCAUGAUGCAGUUAAAACAGAUGCUUCCUUUAAAUACCAAUAUCCGACUUGCGUACUCAAACGGAAAAGAUGAUGAACAGAACUUCAUUCAGAAUCUCAGCUUGUUUCUCUGCACGUUCCUCAAAGAACAUGGGCAACUGAUAGAGAAAAGAUUAAAUCUGAGGGAAACAUUAAUGGAGGCUCUUCAUUACAUGUUGUUGGUAUCAGAAGUUGAAGAAACUGAAAUUUUCAAGAUUUGCCUGGAGUAUUGGAAUCAUUUAGCUGCUGAGCUCUACAGGGAAAGCCCGUUCUCAACAUCCGCUUCUCCAUUGCUUUCGGGAAGUCAACACUUCGAUGUUCCUCCAAGGAGACAGCUUUAUUUGCCUGUAUUGUCCAAGGUUCGAUUGCUGAUGGUCAGCCGCAUGGCUAAGCCUGAAGAAGUCCUCGUUGUGGAAAAUGAUCAAGGGGAAGUAGUACGAGAAUUCAUGAAGGAUACAGAUUCCAUAAACUUGUAUAAAAAUAUGAGAGAAACAUUGGUUUACCUUACACAUCUGGAUUAUGCAGACACGGAACGAAUUAUGACUGAAAAACUUCACAAUCAAGUGAAUGGAACAGAAUGGUCAUGGAAGAAUUUGAAUACCCUCUGUUGGGCUAUAGGCUCCAUCAGUGGUGCAAUGCAUGAAGAAGAUGAGAAAAGAUUCCUUGUUACAGUAAUUAAGGAUCUCCUGGGACUCUGUGAACAAAAGCGAGGAAAAGACAACAAAGCCAUUAUUGCAUCCAAUAUAAUGUACAUAGUAGGUCAGUACCCGCGGUUUCUGAGAGCUCACUGGAAGUUUCUGAAGACAGUAGUCAACAAGCUGUUUGAGUUCAUGCAUGAAACCCACGAUGGUGUCCAGGACAUGGCGUGUGAUACCUUCAUAAAGAUAGCACAGAAAUGCCGCCGGCACUUUGUUCAGGUUCAAGUGGGAGAGGUCAUGCCAUUUAUUGAUGAAAUCUUGAACAACAUUAAUACAAUCAUCUGUGACCUUCAGCCACAGCAGGUGCAUACAUUUUAUGAAGCAGUAGGAUACAUGAUUGGGGCACAGACAGACCAGACUGUGCAGGAGCAUCUGAUAGAAAAAUACAUGUUGCUGCCUAAUCAAGUAUGGGACAGCAUAAUUCAACAGGCAACAAAAAAUGUUGAUAUUCUAAAGGAUCCUGAAACAGUGAAGCAGCUCGGUAGCAUCCUGAAAACCAACGUCAGAGCGUGUAAAGCAGUUGGCCACCCCUUUGUGAUUCAGCUUGGAAGAAUUUAUUUAGAUAUGCUGAAUGUGUACAAGUGCCUAAGUGAAAAUAUUUCUGCAGCUAUUCAGGCGAAUGGUGAAAUGGUAACAAAGCAGCCCUUGAUUAGAAGUAUGAGGACUGUAAAAAGGGAAACUUUAAAACUCAUUUCUGGCUGGGUGAGCAGGUCCAAUGAUCCUCAGAUGGUAGCUGAAAACUUUGUUCCUCCCUUGUUGGAUGCAGUUCUCAUUGACUACCAGAGAAAUGUUCCAGCUGCUAGAGAACCUGAAGUACUCAGUACUAUGGCUAUCAUUGUCAACAAGCUGGGUGGACACAUUACUGCUGAAAUACCUCAGAUAUUUGAUGCUGUUUUUGAGUGCACAUUAAAUAUGAUCAACAAGGACUUUGAAGAGUAUCCUGAACAUAGAACAAACUUCUUCCUGCUACUCCAGGCUGUAAAUUCUCAUUGCUUCCCAGCGUUCCUGGCCAUUCCACCUGCACAGUUCAAACUCGUUCUGGAUUCUAUCAUUUGGGCUUUCAAACAUACAAUGAGAAAUGUUGCAGAUACAGGACUUCAGAUACUUUAUACUCUACUACAGAACGUUGCACAAGAGGAGACAGCUGCCCAGAGUUUCUAUCAGACGUACUUCUGUGAUAUCCUUCAGCACAUUUUCUCAGUUGUAACAGACACCUCGCACACUGCUGGUUUGACAAUGCAUGCAUCAAUCCUUGCAUACAUGUUCAACUUAGUAGAAGAGGGAAAGAUAAGUACUCCAUUAAACCCUGGGAAUCCAGUGAACAACCAAAUGUUUAUUCAGGAGUAUGUUGCUAACCUUCUCAAAUCUGCGUUUCCACACCUGCAAGAUGCCCAGGUGAAGCUGUUUGUAACAGGGCUCUUCAGUUUAAACCAGGAUAUUCCUGCAUUCAAGGAGCACCUAAGGGAUUUCCUGGUCCAAAUCAAGGAAUUUGCAGGUGAAGACACAUCAGACUUAUUCUUGGAGGAACGAGAAACAGCCCUUCGGCAGGCUCAAGAGGAGAAGCAUAAACUUCAGAUGUCUGUACCUGGCAUCCUUAAUCCACAUGAAAUUCCUGAGGAGAUGUGCGAUUAAAAACAAAACACACAAUAAAACAAGUUUUGCAGUUUUCUUUCUGUACAGCUACUUUGUUGUGAUAGAAGAAAACAGCACUUGGAUAUUUGUUGACCAAAAUGAUGCCAAUUUGUAAAUUAAAAUGUCACCUAGUGGCCCUUUUUCUUAUGUGUUUUUUGUAUAAGAAAUUUUCUGUGAAAUAUCCUUCCAUUGUUUAAGCUUUUGUUUGGUCAUCUUUCUUUAGAUUUGCAUGAAGUUGAAAAUUAAGGCAUUUUCAAAGUAAUUACUUCAUGCCCAUUUUGUGGCUAAGGGGAAAAUAGGCAAAAACAUAACUUGUAAAAGACUCUAUUGCAAAAUCCUACAAUUUUCCUGGAAGAGUAUCGAUUUUUAAUUCGGGAUCAUUUUCUUUCUAGCCUGUCCUGCAGCCUAGGAGGAAAGGGAAUGAGUAAAAACGGAUUGACUUCAUUGUUAAGCAGAGGAUUAUAGCGCUGCGUUUGUUCUGAGCAGUUAGCAGCUUUUUGGACUGAGUGGUAAGGCUAGGCUACAUGUAUUUGCAAGUUGUAUGGCAAGUUUGCAGCAAGAUCAUGUGCAUAUCAUCAUCCCAUUGUAAAGCAACUUGGAAAGAGUAUGGGAACACAGUACAGUUAGUUAUUUUUACACAGUUCUUUUGUUUUUGUGUGUGUGCUGUCGCUUUGUCGACAACAGCUUUUUGUUUUCCUCAAUGAGGAGUGUUGCUCAUUUGUGAGCCUUCAUUAACUCGAAGUGAAAUGGUUAAAAUAUUUAUCCUGUUAGAAUAGGCUGCAUCUUUUUAACAACUCAUAAAAUAAAAAAGAGAAAAAAAAAAAAAACAAAAAACAAAAAAACAAACCUCUGGCUUUUGAGAUGACUUAUACUAAUUUACAUUGUUUACCAUGCUGUAGUGCUUAAAGAACACUACUUAAAAGCAAAAUAAACUUGGUUUACAUUUA
Messenger RNA from Strigops habroptila (Kakapo), 5030 nucleotides. RefSeq names its product exportin 1 (gene XPO1). The transcript has 25 exons. The record is from RefSeq and is a predicted model, not a curated record. The coding region runs from base 868 to 4083 and encodes 1071 amino acids. Gene Ontology annotation, cellular component: nucleus; cytoplasm. Gene Ontology annotation, biological process: protein export from nucleus; ribosomal large subunit export from nucleus; ribosomal small subunit export from nucleus. Lineage: Eukaryota; Metazoa; Chordata; Aves; Psittaciformes; Psittacidae. Gene Ontology annotation, molecular function: nuclear export signal receptor activity; small GTPase binding.